AUGGAAUCUCCGGAGGAAAAAAAUGAGCCGCCAAUUAAAAGUGAGGAGAAUCCAGAAAUACAGACAGCCGAAAAUUUCGAUUCCUCAUUACUUCAAAAAGCGACACCUGAAUACUUACAGGAAUUACUCAGGGAUAAAAAACUUUUGCAAUCAAUGCCAAAUACCUUUAAACACGUGGAACUUAUUCUCGAGAAGGAAAUAACCCUUGUGCGUGAGCGAUUAUUCCACAAAAAUGGCUCAAUACAGAAGGCGGCCUCUGAACUUCCCGAACCAUCAGGACCUAUUGUCACUCUUCAGAAGAAAGUUUUUGUUCCAGUAAAGGAAAAUCCCAACUACAACUUUGUCGGAAGACUGCUUGGACCUCGUGGACUUACUGCCAAACAAAUGGAGCAAGAUCUUGGUUGCAAAAUAAUGGUUCGAGGAAAAGGAUCAAUGCGCGAUAAGCGAAAAGAAGACCAAAAUAGAGGAAAACCAAACUGGGAGCAUCUUCAGGAGGAAUUACACGUUCUUGUUAGUGUUGAAGACUACGAAAGCCGUGCAGAAGCCCGGCUUCAACGGGCCGUAAAUGCUAUCCAGAUAUUUCUAGAGCAAGGAGUCAAGACUGUAAGUUUUUCUUCGCAUACCAAUGAUUCUUAG
Messenger RNA from Dibothriocephalus latus, 636 nucleotides. Lineage: Eukaryota; Metazoa; Platyhelminthes; Cestoda; Diphyllobothriidea; Diphyllobothriidae. The record is from the annotation of a GenBank genome assembly.